UUGUUCAGUUCAGUGUUCCGCGCCUGCUUUGAUAAAACGCAGGAAACGUUCGGUCGCUUGAAUAACGAUCGCAACCUUUUCUACGUGUUGAUCGGAUACGCUUGCCUUCGGACCCGAUCGGUAAAAAGUUAAACAUUUGCCGGGCUUUUUAAAGCAUACAUGUGCCGAUUAAAUUAGCAAAACCAUCUACACAAGAACUUAUUCAACAUGGUUUAUGACUGCGGAGCCUGCAUGGUGAAAUACGUGUUAUGCGCAUUUAAUUUUAUAAUUUUCAUAGCCGGUACCAUUGUAUUAGGGAUUGGGGUUUGGCUUCUAGUUGACAAGAGUUCCUUUAUCGGACUUAGUAAGGUGGUGCCAGUCGACGAAAUACAGGGAUUGGCACAGCCCGGAAUAAUAGACCAAGCGUCCUACAUUCUGAUAGCCAUCGGAGGAUGCAUGUUCCUUGUGAGUUUCUUGGGAUAUUGUGGGGCCCUGAGGGAGUCCCAAUGCAUGCUGACAACUUAUGGUAUUCUGCUGAUCGUCAUCUUGGCUUUAGAAAUAGCAGCUGGUGUCCUAGCAACCAUUUAUAAAUCAAAGGCACAAGAAGAGACGAAAAAUGUGUUAAAAACUUCAUUAGAAAAGUACUACAACAGCACAGGAUCAGACCCAGUGUCCAUAGCCUGGGAUCAGCUUCAAAUGAAUCUCAAAUGCUGUGGAGUCGAUAACUACAACGACUACAAACAAAAUUCGGCUUGGGCUUCUACCGGCAAAACGGUACCGGAAUCGUGCUGUGUAUUGGACGACGAUAAAAGACCACUCGUUUCCAGUUGUACGUCAGAUCCGAAUGAGGUUAAUUCGUACUACCUUAAAGGCUGUUAUGACGCGAUCAUAAACUGGAUCAUGAAAAACUUAAAUAUAAUAAUUAUGACCGUGGGAGUGUUGGCGCUCGUGGAAGUAUUGGGCGUUUUGUUUUCCUUUUGUUUAACAAAAUCAAUUAACGGCUAUAGCGGAAAAUAGUGCAAAUAAUCUGAUUUAUAACUAAUUUAUACCUACCUACUUUCGAGACCAACCUUCAGAUGUGGUGAUAUUAAAAAUAGUUGUAAAUAAUUAUUUUGUAUACGUCUAGUCGCAUAAAAUUAGCUUACCGAUCAUAAACAACAACUAUACAGAUAUUCUAAAACAUAAUUUUACGAAUCUUCGAAAAAGUUACACUACUCGCAGUCGAGUUUGAAAAUCAUAUUUCCUCUAAUUAUUGAAAAGAUACUCAAAGAGUACUUGGACAUUGAUCAGCUAUUUCUAGAGUUGUGGAAUUGACCGGUCAAUUUAUUUUGUGUCAAUUAACCUGUUAAUUGACCAAAAUAAAUUUUAUAAUACCAUGAAAUUUGUAUUUAUUUAUUUAUAAUGUGCGUUACGUCGCCGUCGCGUCGUUCUGGGUACCAAUUGGGGUCGAUAUUAUUACUGGGAUUCCCCGAAUUAUCGUAUUCGGAGGGUUAUAGCUAAAUUGGACAUCACAAACACAUAAUAAUUUAUUAUUAAAUAAUAAUGAUAGAUAACGCUCUGCAAUUGCAAGAUGAUAUUUAAACCAUUUUUUUACUAGUGAAUUAAAAAGUGGUGAGUUGACCGGUCAAUUAAGAAGUGGUCCAUAGACCAGCUCCAACACUAGCUAUUUUUCACCAUCGACGGACAGGGCAGCUUAGCGCCAGUAUAGCGCAGAAAAUAAUCACUGUAUUAUUUAACACAACAACAUUGCUUGUUAAGGGUGUUGCGGUUAAUAAGCAACCAUUUAUUCGAAUAGGGACGUGGUUUAGAAUCGAUUUAAAGCCCCCUUACGUUCAAGCGGUAACAAAAAAAGAAUAUGUAUGUAGUAUAAAAUCUAAACAAACGAAAAAUAAAUGGUAUUAGCUAGAGAGUGAUUAUAUUGUUAUGUCAGGGUUAUUUUACGAUAAAAAUAAAGUGUUUUUUAAUUUCCAA
This is a messenger RNA of Cylas formicarius (sweet potato weevil), 1950 nucleotides long. RefSeq names its product tetraspanin-18-like. The transcript has 7 exons. Gene Ontology annotation, cellular component: membrane. Lineage: Eukaryota; Metazoa; Arthropoda; Insecta; Coleoptera; Brentidae. The record is from RefSeq and is a predicted model, not a curated record. Bases 208 to 996 code for a protein of 262 amino acids.